Molecule: messenger RNA, 807 nt
Organism: Anopheles bellator
Lineage: Eukaryota; Metazoa; Arthropoda; Insecta; Diptera; Culicidae
Product: carbonic anhydrase 7-like
Exons: 2
Coding region: 1-807 (268 amino acids)
Cellular component (GO): cytoplasm
Molecular function (GO): zinc ion binding; carbonate dehydratase activity
Source: RefSeq, a predicted model, not a curated record
AUGUUAUUCUCGUACAAAGCUGAUUGCGCCGAGAACACCAGCGUUCAAAGUCCGAUUCGGUUGACGCAAAAUAAUGCUUUUCUGGUAGACGAUGCUGCUCCUUUGCUGUUCCUGGGCCACGGUAAUCUGCGAGCAGGUGCGUCACUCACUAACAACGGGCAAUCGGCUGUGCUUAAGUUAAACCAAGAGCAUCAGUCCCCGAGGCCAUUCAUCAUCGGAGGCCCUCUUGGUGGGGUAUAUGUAUUUGAGCAACUACACUUUCAUUGGGGACCGAGUGAUCGCAGUGGUAGCGAGCACGUGCUGAACGAAAGUGGUCACUCGAUGGAAGUGCACGUGGUACACUACAAUGUGCGUUACAGUAAGUUUGAGGAAGCAGUUGGCGCGCCAGACGGUCUAGUCGUUGUUGCCGUGUUUCUGCAGGCGUUCAAAUGCCCAGAGGCCUACUGUGCGGCCUUUCAGCCAAUCGUUGACGGUGUACAUUUAAUCCGGGAACUGAACGGGUCGGUUGAACUCGAGGCCGAUUGCCUUCGCUGGUUGACACAUCUUGAUCUAAGCCGCCGUUAUUAUACGUACCGUGGUUCGUUGACAACACCACCGUUUGCGACAAACGUUACGUGGAUCGUGUACGAGGUGCCGAUUUCCGUUGCUCCAUUUCAGACCGCCCCUUUUCGGCGACUGCAACGGGUACGAGGUGAUCGUCAGAGCAUGAUUUUGAAAAACUAUCGACCGCUGCAGCCAUGCCUCGGUGCAACAAAUGUUACGUUUGUGCGUAACACUUGCCAAAGCUUGUCACGCGCAAAACUUUAA